GUCAGCGACUCGCACGUGCGCAGGAAAACAGCCCCGGUUCCGCGAGUAUACAAGUUCGCGCCUUGGUCUUCGUCUCUGCAAAGCACUGGCCAUGGACUCCCCUUGGACCAAUUCCGCUGAGGAAACUCUUCGUUUCUUCCAAUCUGACCCGGCUACAGGUCUUUCGCAAGACCAGGUGAACAAGCAUGCUCAAACGUAUGGCAAGAACGAACUUCCUGAGGACCCAUCAACACCAUUAUGGGAGCUGAUCCUUGAACAGUUCAAGGACCAGCUUGUACUCAUCCUUCUCGCCUCGGCCGUCAUUUCAUUCGUUCUCGCUUUGCUCGAAGAUAAUGAGUGCGGCUCGAUAUGGGGCGCAUUCGUGGAACCGUCCGUUAUUCUGCUCAUCCUCAUCGCCAAUGCGACUGUUGGAGUUAUCCAGGAGACAAAUGCGGAGAAAGCCAUCGACGCUUUGAAAGAGUACUCGCCCGACGAGGCCAAGGUUUUGCGUGGCGGACAAAUAGGUCGUAUUCACUCCACCGAACUCGUCCCAGGAGAUAUCGUCGCUGUCGCCGUUGGCGAUAAGAUCCCCGCCGACUGUCGCCUUCUCUCCGUCUCAUCCAGCAGCUUCCGUAUCGACCAGGCUAUCCUCACCGGCGAGAGUGUCAGCGUGAACAAGUCCACUGAAGUCGUUCCGGAUCUCAAGGCUGUGAAGCAAGACAUGACGAACAUGCUCUUCUCGGGUACGACUGUCGUCAACGGAAGUGCACGGGCUAUCGUUGUUUUCACCGGUCAACGCACAGCUAUUGGUGACAUCCACAAGUCCAUCUCCUCGCAGAUCAACGAAAAGACCCCCUUGAAACGCAAGCUGGACGACUUCGGUGAUCAGCUCGCGAAGGUCAUCACUGUCAUUUGUAUCCUUGUCUGGGUCGUCAAUUUCCGUCACUUCUGGGAUCCGUCCCACCAUGGCGUCCUUAAGGGAGCUAUUUACUACUUCAAGAUCGCCGUCGCACUGGCUGUGGCUGCUAUCCCUGAAGGUCUUGCUGCUGUGAUCACUGCUUGUUUGGCGUUGGGCACGAAGAAGAUGGCACAGAAGAAUGCAAUUGUGCGAAACCUGCCGAGCGUGGAGACUCUGGGGAGCACGAAUGUCAUUUGCUCGGACAAGACGGGAACUUUGACGACGAACCAGAUGUGUGUCUCGAAGUUCUUUGUCGCCGGCUCGAGUGGCACCCCGCAGGAAUACCUAGUCGAGGGAACAUCUUUCUCGCCUUUAGGAUCCAUCACGACCGCCAACGGGAAGGAUGCAUCCGCCGACCUCCACUCAGAACCCAUGCAGCGCUUGGCCGAAAUCAGCGCCAUCUGUAACGAUUCGAAGAUUGUGUACCUCCAGGAGAAGGAUGCCUACGCCAAUGUCGGGGAACCUACUGAAGCUGCUCUCAAAGUCCUCGCCGAAAAAAUUGGCUGCCCCGACAAGGAGCUUACUGCGUCGCUCUCUACCCUCCCUCCUGUGGUCCGUGCCAGCGCUGUCAACGACUACUACGAACGUACCAUUCCCCGUCUCCUCACCUUCGAGUUCUCUCGUGACCGCAAGAUGAUGUCCGUCCUGGUGAACCACAAUGGCACAGGUGCUCUUUUCGUCAAAGGCGCACCUGAAUCUGUUCUCGACCGCUGCAGUUCCAUUCUCGUUCCUGGUGGCGAACAUGCCCCACUUACUGCCGCCACCCGUAACGCCAUCUUGGAGCAGACCAUCACUUACGGCAAACACGGUCUCCGCACCCUCGCUCUCGCCUUCGUCAAUGUUCAUGACACGGAUGCGGCUCACUACAAGUCACAAAGCUCGACCGACUACUCCCGUUUCGAACAGGGUCUCACCUUCGUCUCUCUCGUCGGCAUGCUCGACCCUCCCAGGCCCGAGGUCCGCCCUGCCGUUGCGAACUGCAAAGCUGCUGGAAUCCGUGUCAUCUGUAUCACCGGCGACAACAAAGGUACGGCGGAGACGAUUUGUAGGCAAAUUGGGAUCUUCGGCGAGGAUGAAGAUUUGACGGGCAAGAGUUACACCGGACGAGAGUUUGAGGCACUCAGUCAGGAGGAGAAGGUCUUGGCUGUGCAAAGGGCUUCGUUGUUCAGUCGGACAGAACCUGGUCACAAGAGCCAGUUGGUCGAUUUGUUGCAGGGAUUGGGCUUGGUUGUGGCUAUGACUGGUGAUGGUGUCAAUGAUGCCCCUGCUUUGAAAAAAGCCGAUAUCGGUGUCGCUAUGGGAAGUGGCACUGAUGUCGCAAAACUCGCCGCCGAUAUGGUUCUCGCGGACUCGAACUUUGCCACAAUAGAAUUGGCUGUCGAGGAAGGUAGACUUAUCUAUAACAACACGAAGCAAUUUAUCCGCUAUCUAAUUUCCUCCAACAUCGGCGAGGUCGUCAGUAUCUUCUUGACGGUCCUCCUCGGAAUGCCUGAGGCGCUUAUUCCCGUCCAACUACUCUGGGUCAACCUCGUCACGGAUAGUCUUCCGGCUACGGCUUUGGGCUUCAACCCUCCAGACCAUUCGAUCAUGCGUGUACCACCGCGGAGUAGCCGUGAGCCCUUGAUCUCCAAGUGGCUCUUCUUCCGUUAUAUGGUCGUUGGCACGUAUGUCGGUGUCGCCACUGUGGCCGGCUACGCGUGGUGGUUCAUGUUUUACAGCGAGGGCCCCCAGAUCACGUUCAACCAACUUACUCACUUCCACCAAUGCUCGUCUCUGUUCCCCGAGAUCGGCUGUGAGAUGUUCACAAACACGAUGGCAAACCGCGCUUCGACGAUCUCACUUUCCAUCCUUGUCACCGUCGAGAUGUUCAACGCGAUGAACUCCCUCUCUGAGAACGAGUCCUUGUUGCGUCUGCCGCUGUGGAAGAACCAGUUCCUCGUCGCCGCGAUCACGUUGAGCAUGGCGCUUCACUUUAUGAUCUUAUAUGUUCCCUUCUUUAGCGCGCUAUUCCAUAUCACGCCUCUCAAUUGGGUUGAGUGGAAGGCCGUAUUAUACCUGAGCGCACCCGUGUUGGCAAUAGACGAAGUGUUGAAGUUUGUUUCGGCGACUUUUGUGGACCCUCCGACGAAGGUCAAGGCGGACUGAUGAGGAAGACAUGGACUAAUGACUGUUACAACACUCAGAUUUUUAUACACCACCCAUUUGUAUUCAUGUAGAGCAUCUUAAAACUAAUGGGAUGUUAUGGAUCUUGACCACCG
Messenger RNA from Stereum hirsutum FP-91666 SS1, 3195 nucleotides. Its product is annotated as Ca-transporting ATPase. Gene Ontology annotation, biological process: calcium ion transmembrane transport; intracellular calcium ion homeostasis. Gene Ontology annotation, molecular function: ATP binding; ATP hydrolysis activity; P-type calcium transporter activity. Lineage: Eukaryota; Fungi; Basidiomycota; Agaricomycetes; Russulales; Stereaceae. The coding region runs from base 92 to 3082 and encodes 996 amino acids. The record is from RefSeq and is a predicted model, not a curated record. Gene Ontology annotation, cellular component: membrane. The transcript is spliced from 11 exons.